Messenger RNA from Pleuronectes platessa (European plaice), 2340 nucleotides. It is a transcript of the gene b3gntl1, whose product is annotated as UDP-GlcNAc:betaGal beta-1,3-N-acetylglucosaminyltransferase-like 1. Lineage: Eukaryota; Metazoa; Chordata; Actinopteri; Pleuronectiformes; Pleuronectidae. The record is from RefSeq and is a predicted model, not a curated record. The coding region runs from base 311 to 1429 and encodes 372 amino acids. The transcript is spliced from 12 exons.
UUAAUUGUUUGCGGAAGUCGUGGAGCCUCAGACCUUUCUGUGAUACUUUUAGACACGUUUGUUAAAAUCAUUACUUUUCUCCACAAUUUACGUGAUUUGUACAUUUAUUUAUCAUAGAGAGAGUUAUAAAGAGUGUUUAUCGACAUAUUCAUCCACGUGUACCCGGCGAGGUUAACACUUCCGUCACUUACUCUCUGUAUAAAACACUCCGUUUACUGCUUUAUUUCUUCCUGGGUCCAAAUUAAUCAACUAAACCGGAGUCAGGUGUCGGUUACCGGCGUUGUGGUCGCUCUCCGAGCCGCUGUGGAACAUGAACCCAGAGAAGAGGCUCCGCACCGCGGGAGGUGGAGGAGCAGAGACACCGAGAGGAGAGCGAGAGGAGGCGGGGAGAGAAGUGGACGUGAGUAUUGUCAUGCCAGCACACAAUGCAUCCUGUUGGCUGGAUGAAUGUCUACAGGCCAUAUCAGAGCAAGACUUUACUGGAUCGAUGGAGCUGUCUGUCUAUGACGACGCAAGCACUGAUGACUCCAGGCAAAAGGUGGAGGGUUGGAGGACUAGACUGGAGGCGAGAGGCGUCUCAGUGGUGAUCUCUGGUCACAGCUCCGCUCAGCCAAAAGGAGUGGGAUAUGCAAAGAACAUGGCAAUAUCUCAGAGCUGUGGGAAAUACUUGUGCUUUCAGGAUGCGGAUGACAUCAUGUCGCCUCACAGAGUUCGUCUGCAGUACGAAGCUUCUCUCCUCAACCCAAACGCGUUGAUUGGCUGUAGAGUUCAGAGGCUUCCAGAGGGAUCUACAGAGCGUUACACUCGCUGGAUCAACACGAUCACUCAGGAGCAGCUCAUGACACAGGUGUUCACAUCUCAUGGCCCCACCGUUGUAAUGCCAACAUGGUUCUGCUCAAGGAACUGGUUCCUGAAGGUCGAACCAUUUGACGAGGGAGGCAAGGGAGUCCCAGAGGAUCUGCUCUUCUUCUACCAGAGUCUUCGCCAGGGAGGGGGUCUGUCCAGGGUCAACCAGUGCUUGCUGGUGUACCGUUACCACGAGAAAGCCGCCACACACUCAGUAACAGAGGAAACCAUUUGGAAGCUGCGAGUGGACUUCCUGCAGGAGAGAGUUCUCAGCCAAUGGAGCGGCUUCACCAUAUGGAACGCUGGGAAACAGGGCCGGAAGCUGUACCGAUGCCUGAGUCCGGCCAAUCAGAAAAAAGUCAAAGCUUUCUGUGAUGUGGAUGAGAACAAGAUCCAGAAAGGGUUUUACACAUACGAAGAAUCCAAGGAAAUACCGAAGCCCAAAAUCCCAAUUGUGCACUACAAAGCUGCCUCCUCCCCCUUCAUCGUCUGUGUUAAACUGGACAUGACGGGAGGUGUGUUGGAGGAGAACCUUAACUCUCUGCAGCUGAAAGAGGGAACAGAUUAUUACCACUUCAACUGAUGAUGGGGAAGACGAGAGGAAAGCAGGGACUCGGAUUCAUUACAACACACACACACACAGAGAGACAGGCAGGUAAUAACACAGUGAACAGGGGAGUCUUUCUCACACCUGAGUCACUGCACAGUUACACAGAGAACCUUAUGGGAAGAGUUUGAUAUUUUGAGGUAAUUCGCUUACUCAAUUUCUUACUGAGAGCUAGAUGAUUGAAGAUUGAUGCCACUCUCGUAUCUGACUCAUUAUAUCUGACACUAUAGCCAAGAGAUGCUGAGCUCAGCACAAAGACUAGAAAGUUAGACUGGCCCCCUCCAGCGGUAAAACAGUUUUUACCUUGCACCUCUGUAGCUCACCUAUUAAAUUUGUUGUACCCUAUUUGUCAAAUACGUACAAAAGCAUUGAUUUACAUUUUAGUAUAGUAUAGUAUUUACAGUAUUUAUAGUAUUUACAAUACGCUGGACAUCUGUAAAAACGUUGGUGCUUUUUCAUAUGAGGGGGAAAUUGAAAAUAUAAAAAUAACAAAAUAGAUCACAACACAUUACAUCACAUUAGUCUGUGAGGGAAACGUAGGUGAACAGACAAAACAAAAUGCAGCAAACAACAGUCGGAAAGUUGUGACAAAUUGUGUCGUAAUUGAACAGUGACAUAGAGAACCACUGUACAGAAAAAACUGCUACAGAUAACACAGACUCACACAUGAAUACAUGAAUCAAAAGGGAAUAGUUUUACUUCAUGUUUUCUUAUGCUGUUUCCAAAUCUGUUGAACUGUUCCUACACACACACGUGUGUUACAGCUAAAAGAAGUAAGCAUAACUUGGACGUCUAUAUUUUACCUAUCAGAGGACAGAUAUUUAUUGUGUAAGAGGGUGUGAUGAUGAACGGUGUUGACCACUGGAAGAAUAAACGUUUUUUUAUGA